AUGAUCUCUAUCGUUCAAGUGACGCUGCUUCUAUCGCUUGUAGCCUGCGUAUACGUCUAUCGUAGACGCCACCGCAUAUCACUUUCAGAUGUACCAGGCCCUAAGUCAGCGUCCUUAUUGUUCGGACACCUCCGUGAAUUCUAUCAACUCGGCGCAGGAAAAGCAGACCUAGAGUGGACGAAGACGUACGGUUCUAUCGUCCGUUUCAAAGGGUCCUUUGGAGUGGAUCAGCUCAUGAUCUCAGACCCUAAGGCCUUGCAAUACAUUUUACACACAUCAGCAUAUCAAUUUCCAAAGAGUACCGGGGCUCGAAGGGCUGUCGGCCUUCUAGUCAAUGGUCCGAGUAUCAUCUCCGUUGAUGGCGAUGUACACAAAAGGCAGAGGAAAGUGAUGCUCCCAGCUUUCGGAGCUCCUGAAGCGAAGGCACUCUACCCGGUAUUCAAGUCCCAUUCCGAAGAGCUUAUGUCGCGAUGGAGUGAUUUGCUGAGCAGUGAGGGGGAGCCUCAGGAGGUUAAUGUACCUUCAUGGCUGAGCCGGGCGACAUUGGACGCUAUAGGAGAGGCCGCCUUCGACUAUCAGUUCGGAGCGCUCGACAACAGCGAGACUGAGCUAGGUAAAGUAUACAGAGACAUUGUCCCAGCACUCUUUGGCACCAAUACCGAUAAGCGGCUACUUAUGGACUCCCUGCUGGAUUCUAUCCCUGCUCGUUUCAUUGUACACUUGUAUAGGCGUCUACCUGGACGAAGGUUUGAGCGUAUGCGGGAAACCUCCGAAGCCACGUACAAGAUUGCAAGACAGCUCGUGGCGGAAAAAUACGAUGCCCUCCUAUCGGGGAAAGGGAACAAGGAUGUUAUGAGCUUGUUGGUGAAGGCAAAUGCGUCCGAGAAUCCAGCGAAAAGGUUGACGGACGAGGAACUUUAUGCUCAAAUGCGCGUUAUUUUGUUCGCAGGGCAUGAAACGACAUCCAACUCGCUUGCUUGGGCGUUGUGGGAACUCGCCAAGCACCCAGAGAUCCAGACGCGUCUCCGGAAAGAAAUCAGAGAAACCGAAGCGCGCGUACGUGCUAGCGGUCAGGCUGAGCUGGACCUCAGCGAUGUAGAGUCGAUGCCUUACCUGCAAGCGGUCCUGAAGGAAAGCAUGCGUAUCCACCCCGCUGUCGGUCGAAUUAUCAGGAUAGCAGGCGGCGACAAAGUCAUUCCCUUGUCAAGGCCUCUUCGGUUGAACUCGGGGAACGUCGUGAAUGAACUCGCAGUACCGCAUGGUACGAAGUUGGCGCUUUCGAUAUCCGCGUACAAUAGCAGGGAUCCGGAUAUCUGGGGUGAUGACGCAGACAAAUUCAAUCCCGACCGAUGGCUGUUGGAGCAUCAGAAACACGACGAUCACCAUCUUGUUGGCGUCGUCGGUAAUCUCAUGACCUUCUCGAGCGGUACUCGGGCUUGCAUCGGCUGGCGCUUCGCCAUGGUUGAGAUGCAGACUUUCCUCGUGGAUCUUGUCCGCAAUUUCGAAUUCAGUACUACUGGCAGAGACGAUAAGAUCCGUAGGCAAGGCUCAGGGCUCGUGUUUGCGGUCGUGGAGGGCGAGGAGAAGGAUGGCGUGAAGCUACCGUUGCGCAUUAGGGCCGCAGUUAGACAUUGA
Molecule: messenger RNA, 1635 nt
Organism: Gloeophyllum trabeum ATCC 11539
Lineage: Eukaryota; Fungi; Basidiomycota; Agaricomycetes; Gloeophyllales; Gloeophyllaceae
Product: cytochrome P450
Exons: 13
Coding region: 1-1635 (544 amino acids)
Molecular function (GO): monooxygenase activity; heme binding; oxidoreductase activity, acting on paired donors, with incorporation or reduction of molecular oxygen
Source: RefSeq, a predicted model, not a curated record